CCCCACUUUGCUAAAGUACUCAAACAAGUUCUCAUGCUUCUUGGCUUGAAUUUGAGACCUCAAGCUUCAGAUCACAUGGAUAGGAGAUCACAGUGGGUUUUAUGGGUUGCCUUGAUCCAACUUUUCCUGAAUCUUAGCGACGCAAUGCUCAGUGGAAGGAAACUCACCGCCACCUCUAGCAACACUCAUUCGGAUUUCAUAAGCAUUGACUGUGGAGCAAGCGACGAAUACACUGACCAUCAAACUGGGAUUUCAUACAAGACAGACAGAGGUUUUGUAGAGACAGGGUCUAAUUCUAUGGUGGCGCCUGAUGAAAGAUAUAACGUAUAUUAUCCUUAUUUUGGGAGACAACUGCAAACACUAAGAAGUUUUCCUGAAGGAAGAAGGAAUUGCUAUACCUUGAAACCAAAACAAGGCAAAAACCAAAGUUACCUCAUCCGAGCUUUCUUCUCAUAUGGAAAUUAUGAUGGCAAAAAUCAGACUCCCAGUUUCGACUUGUACCUCGGUGUCAAUUAUUGGACAAAUGUUUGUCCAAUAAAUAAAAAUUCUCAUUUUGUGGAGAUCGUCCAUACUCCUACGACUGACACCAUCCAUGUUUGCCUUGUCAAGUCAGGCAAAGGAAUACCUUUCAUUUCUACAUUGGAACUACGACCUCUCAGCAAUUCUAUUUAUGCAACUCCCUCCCCUUCUCAAUCACUUUUAGAUUUUCGGGCAAGAAUUGAUGUUGGCUACGUCAGUAAUACUACAUCACUACAGAUCAGGUGACUCUAAUUUUUAGGGUUUGGUUGAUUCUAUUAUCUUUUUUUAUGUUCUUAAAACAAUUCUGCAGGGAAGCUUAUUUUUUCAGAACAAGUUUUGAAAACAAAAAAUUG
Neltuma alba is the source of this 872-nucleotide messenger RNA. Its product is annotated as probable LRR receptor-like serine/threonine-protein kinase At4g29180. NCBI's taxonomy places the organism in Eukaryota, Viridiplantae, Streptophyta, Magnoliopsida, Fabales, Fabaceae. The record is from RefSeq and is a predicted model, not a curated record. The coding region runs from base 34 to 765 and encodes 243 amino acids. The transcript has 3 exons.